UGCUGUACGUGUAUGGUUAACAGAACUGUAGAGAUGAUAUGAUGGAUGAUAAUGUGCUUUCUGUGGUUCUAUCCCGCUGGGGAUUCGGCUGUCAUGCAGAUGCAUAUAGUAUGCAGAUCAAUUGUAGACCAUUCAUUACAAUCCUCUUUUGAUCCUGCGGUUCAAAAUUCAUCUCAUCCUUAACUUGUAACAUUCAAGCUGCGUUGCACUGUUACACUGUUCGUCCCGCAUUGUCACUUCUCCCUCCUCCUCCUCCUACAGUCGUGCAACCCUCUUCAUCAGUUAUCAAGAAGGAUCGAGAGAGAGAGAGAGAGAGAGAGAGAUCCGUUGUCGUCGCCGCGUGAAUCCAAUUGAAUCCGGUAAUUCUCACCCCUAAUUUUCAGGUGAUAUUCAGAGGCUUUGCGUCUUUGUUCCGUAGAAGUACAGAGAAGGUAUUUUGAUCCAUUUCAAUUCGAUCACUUAUCAAGAACGAUCCACAUGCAGAGGGAUAGAGAGAAGAGAGAGAGAGAGAGAGAGUGAGAGCUCAUACUCAGAAAAGGGGAUUCUCACCUCCUCAUCUCAGCACGAGCCAAAAGUCACAGACAACCCAUAUCUGGUUGUCUAUAAGCAGUGUAGAUAACCGCUUGUUCAUCUCAAAAGCUAUAUAUAUAGCUAGUUUGGGCGUCUUGUCUAUUCUGAUCACCAAUACAGAGGUAAUUUUGUUGUAAAGAAGCAAGAAUGGCGGACCUUGUGGCAGGGGGUGCUAUAGGAGUACCAUUUAUUGUGCUGUAUGAAGUCAUUAAAGAAGCGAUGGUCAAGAGUACGAUGUUUAAACCCCUGCUUGUGGAGCUGUAUUCGAUAAUGAACCAUUUGGAACCACUGGUGGAGGAGGUAGGUAAGUAUGGUAGAGAGUUAAAUCGUCGAGAGAAUGAGCUUAAAGACUUCAAAACACAAAUGGAGAAGGGCAUCGAGCUUAUUCACAAGUGCUCAAAUCCUAAUCGGUUGCAAAUCUACAAAAAGUAUAGAUACAGCAAAGAACUUCUUGAAUUAAAGAACUUUCUUCAGAAUCUGCUAUCUAUUCUGUCAGUGCAACAAGCAAGGGAUGUGAAGGAGAAGUACUUGGUUGCAAUGAAAGACGAGAUGAAUAUUAUGAAGGACUCCUUGGAUGAGCUCAGAAAUAUAGAGGUAAAGCACCAAACAGACUUUGAAGUACCUGAGCUUCCUGCGUUGACAGUUGGAUUUGAUCUGCCUCUCAGAGAAUUAAAGAAGAAGCUUCUUAAGAAUGAUAAAGUGUCAAUGCUUGUGCUCACUGCUCCAGGAGGAUGUGGAAAAACCACAUUGGCAACUAUGUUUUGUCAAGAUGAGCAAGUCAAAGAUAUAUUCAAGGACAAUAUCUUCUUUUUCACUGUUUCAAAGAUGUUGAACUUCAACCUCAUUGUACAACGACUACAGCAACGCAAUGCUACCGAAGUACCUACUUUCCAAGACGAAGCAACUGCCCUCAAGUGGCUGCAUAAAUUUCUGGAGGAAGGACAGACACCUAUGCUGUUGGUCCUGGAUGACGUUUGGCCGGAAUCAAGAUCUCUUCUUGAAAAGUUUGAUGAAGUGAAGGUGCCAAAUUUUAAGAUUUUGGUGACAUCAAGAUCACAUUUUCCAGGAUAUGGUUCUCUACAUCGUCUAAAUUAUUUAUUGGAUGAGGAAGAUGCAAUGAAUCUUUUUCGCCAUUCAGCCUCCCUGGGAGAUGAAAGCUCCAAUGUUCGAUGGAACAGUCUUGCUGCAAAGAUAGUAAAGCACUGUAAGGGACAUCCACUUGCCAUUAAAGUGGUUGGAAGAUCACUUCGUGGAAAAUCGUUUGAGUUCUGGCUUAAAAGUGCAGAGCAGUUGUCUCAAGGUGAUUCUGAAAUUGAAGUGCUUCUUGUGCUUCACCGUAGCUUGGAUGCUUUGGAUGAAAACGAAGCUCUCAUCAAGGAAUGUUUUGUAGACCUUGGUUCAUUUCCUGAAGACCAAAAAAUCCCAGUUGCUGCCCUCAUUGAUAUGUGGGCAGAGUUAUAUGAAGAGCUAGAUAAAGAUUUUUUGGCCUUGGAGAUUCUGCAAAAGCUUGCCACUCGAAGCCUGGCUGAUCUUGUAGUCAGUAGGAACGAGAAUGCGGAGGAUGAUGGCUACUACAGUGAACAUUUUGUGACCCAACAUGAUCUUCUUAGAGAGCUGGCUAUCUACCAAACAAAACUAGACCCAAAUAGAAAAAGACUGGAUGAUGGCUACUACAGUGAACAUUUUGUGACCCAACAUGAUCUUCUUAGAGAGCUGGCUAUCUACCAAACAAAACUAGACCCAAAUAGAAAAAGACUGUUUAUUGGAAGCAGCAGAGACAAUCUGCCCAAGUCCUUGACAGAACAGAAGCAUCGACCUAUCAAGCCUCGCCUAGUAUCUAUCUCUUCUGAUGGGAUGUUCUCAACAAUUUGGCAUAACAUUGAACUAGCUGAGGUUGAGGUUCUAGUUUUGAAUUUCAACAGAGAGAACUAUGCUUUGCCCGAAUUUGUGGAGAAAAUGGAGAACCUGAAGGUUCUAAUAGUCAGAAAUCAUGGUUCCUUGCCUGCUGAAUUGAGUAAUUUUCACCUACUGGAUUCUUUACCAAAUCUGAAGAGAAUCAGACUAGAGAACGUUUCAAUUCCUUCCAUAACCAAGCAUCCCAUACAGUUGAAGAGUCUAAAGAAGAUCUCUUUAUUCAUGUGUAGCAUUGGUCAAGCUUUCAGCAAUUGUUCCUUCCAAAUUUCAGAUGCAUUUCCAUAUUUAGAGGAAAUGAAUAUUGACUACAGCAAGGAUUUGUUGGAAUUGCCUGACGAGCUCUGCAAUCUGAUUUGGCUGAAAAAGCUCAGUAUCACAAACUGUCAUAAGCUAUCCGUCUUGCCUUAUGAGAUUGGAGGGCUGAUUAACUUAGAAGUUUUGAGGCUAAGGGCUUGUACAAACUUGGAAAUACUUCCAAGAUCUAUCAAACACCUGAAGAAGCUAAAUGUUCUUGACAUAGCUAACUGUGUCAGCAUUGUGGAGUUGUCUGAAGACAUUGGCGAACUAAGCAGUUUAAGAAAGAUCAACAUGAGACAGUGCUCUAGAUUGCAAGAGCUACCACUAUCAGUUUGGGAUCUUAAGCAACUAGAGAAAGUGAUAUGUGAUGAGGACGUACGAGGGUUGUGGGAACCCUUCCUACCCAGACUCCCCAACGUAAGGGUGGUGAUCAUGAAAGAAAAAUUUACCCUAGAUUGGCUCCAAAAUCCCACGGUACCUGUACGUCCAGCUGUUCCUGAACGCCCAACUAUUCCUGAACGCCAGGCUGUUCCUGAACGCCCACCAGUUCUUGAAGGUCCACCAGUUCCUGUUGGGUUGGAUUUGCCUUUAAAGGAUUUGAAGAAAUUUUUUCUUAAGGAAGGUAAGUCAAGGCUCGUGCUUAUUGCUAAUGGAGGACUGGGGAAAACUACGUUGGCGAGAAAGUUUUUUGAAGAUCAGGACGUCAAAGGUAUAUUCAAGAAGAAUAUGUUCUUUGUUGUUGCUUCAAGUAAGCCCAGUUUGGAAGCUAUUGUCCGAGAAUUAUAUCGACAAAAGCAAGAACAAGCAGUACCGAAGAAGAUUCGCGACUAUAAAGUUGCAGUUCAAUUGCUGGAAGACCUUCUAGAGGAAGCGGGAGAAGACCCUUUGCUGUUGGUACUGGAUGAUGUUUGGUCUCCCAAACUUCUUGAUCUAUUUAACAAUUUCAAAAUGCCAAAUUACAAGUUUCUGGUGACAUCAAGAUCUCAAUUUGAAAAUUUUGGUGAAACAUAUCCUUUAGAGCCUUUGAAUCGUGAACAUACAAUGGUACUUUUUCGUGAUUUAGCCCACUUGGGAGAGAAGAUUUCUCUUUUAGAAGAAGUUCAAGAAAAGAUUUGGAAGAUAUGCAAGGGCUAUCCACUUAUCAUUAAAGUAUUUGCAACAUCAAUUUGCAAACAGCCUAUGGAGAAUUGGCAAAAAUUUGUAAUGAAAAUGUCUGGAGCUUCUGUUUUGGAUUCUGAGACUGAAGUGCUCAUCUGCCUCCAAAGAAGCUUAGAUCCUCUGGAUAAAAUCACCAGGCAAUGUUUCAUGGACCUUGGUUCAUUCCCUGAAGACGAAAAAAUCUCUGCUGCUGCCCUUAUUGAUAUGUGGUCAGAGCUCUAUCCUGAGCUAAUUGAGGAUACUUGCAUUGAGAACCUCUACAAGCUGAGGAGCCGGAGUCUGGUUGAUCUUCAAGUCACAGGAAAGGAGAGGAUACAACGGGAUGGCUACUACACUGAACACUUUGUCAUCCAGCAUGACGUGCUUAGACAACUGGCGAUCUUCGAAGCGAGACUAGAACCAAUUGAACAGAGACAAAGACUGAAUAUUACAGACACAUCUAGCAAUCUACCCAUUGGCCAAGAAAAAGAAGAAGAACCAAAUUCAACUCUUCAGCCCAUCAAGACUCGCCUAUUAUCUAUCUCUUCUGAUGGUGUGUUCUCAACGAAAUGGAAUACUGUACAAUUACCAGAAAUUGAGGUGCUCCUUCUGAAUAUUAAGUCGAGUCGUAACUAUGCGUUACCUCAAUUUCUGGAGAGAACAUCCAGAUUAAAGGUUCUAAUAGUCACAAAGUAUGGUCGUGAUUCUGCUGAGUUGAGUAAUUUUCAACUACUGGGUUUGUUACCAAAUCUGAAGAGAAUCAGAUUAGAGACUAUUUUAACUCCUUCCAUAACCAAGAACCUCACUCAACUGAAGAGUCUUGAGAAGAUAACUUUGUCCUGGUGCGACGAUAUUGAUAAAGCUUUCAGCAGCUCUUCCAUCCAAAUUCCACAUGCAUUUCCGAAGCUAGUGGAAUUAAACAUCGACAAUUGCAACGAUUUAGUGAAAUUGCCUGCCGAACUCUGUGAUCUUGUUUCUCUAAAGAAACUCAGUGUUACCGAGUGUUAUAAUCUGGUUACCAUACCAGAAGCAAUUGGAAAGUUGGUCAAAUUAGAAUUGCUGAGGCUAAGACGCUGUACGGAGUUGCAACAGCUUCCAGAAUCGCUUCACAGCCUCCCAGAGCUGAACUUCCUUGACAUAGCUGAUUGCGUCAGCAUGAAGAAGUUGCCUCAGAACAUCGGAGCACUGAGCAGUUUAGAAAAGCUUGACAUGAGAAAAUGCUCUGGACUGGAAAAGCUUCCUUCAUCAGUUAUAAAUCUUCGUAAGUUACGGGAAGUGAUAUGCGAUGAAGAGAAAAAAAAGUUAUGGGGACGCUAUUUGGACUUUAUGGAAAACCUAAGGAAGGUGGGUCCAGUGGAGUUCUAAGUCGGAUCGGGGCUCAUGUUCUUCAGGUUGAUGAGGUUGUGUCUAUUUUGCCUUGCAUUCGAGUGUACGAUCGAUGUCCUUACCAAAAAAAAAAUGUAUAAGCUCGAUGUGUAACUUUUUUUUUCUUAUGUUGUAAUUUUGCUUUGUACGUUUUUGAGUUUGGUGAUUGUCUUUUUUUUUUUUUUUUGUAAUGUUAUAAACAAAUAACCUUGGAAUCUUGUGAAUUUUCAGGGAAUGCUUUAUCGUCAGAGAAUAUUCUUUUGUAAGCGCUUACCUAUUGAGCGUGAAUAUGAAGAAAUGUCAGUAAUCAAAGUGUCGAACAUGACAAAGUUUGAUGAUCA
Messenger RNA from Rosa chinensis, 5624 nucleotides. RefSeq names its product probable disease resistance protein At5g66900. Lineage: Eukaryota; Viridiplantae; Streptophyta; Magnoliopsida; Rosales; Rosaceae. Bases 718 to 5283 code for a protein of 1521 amino acids. Gene Ontology annotation, biological process: defense response to fungus. The transcript is spliced from 12 exons. Gene Ontology annotation, molecular function: ADP binding. The record is from RefSeq and is a predicted model, not a curated record.